This is a messenger RNA of Camellia sinensis, 2761 nucleotides long. The record is from RefSeq and is a predicted model, not a curated record. Lineage: Eukaryota; Viridiplantae; Streptophyta; Magnoliopsida; Ericales; Theaceae.
AUGAUAGAAAGUUGUGAAACAAAUCAUGAAGAUCCAAAAUGGAAGCCACAAAACUCUCCACAGCUUACAGAAAGAUCGGAGGAAUCCAAAAUGGAAGCCACAAAACUCUCCACAGCUUACAGAAAGAUCGGAGGAAAGCCGUUGCAGUAUUAUGACAUGGUGCUCCUACCUCUCCAAAAUGUAUUAAUACCUUGUAAAUUACCACUCCCAUCACAUGAGAGAGAGACAGAGACAGAGACAGAAAAACAAGCCAUGAAGACUUCAGGAUCCUUUCUAGUGUUAGUUGUCUUCCUCAAUCUCUGUUAUGCUGCUACAUUGAUCAAUGCAUCUGUACACGAUGAUAGAAAGACAUAUAUAGUAUACAUGGGAGAUCUGCCUAGUACUACUACUCAUACCAGCCUCUCUGCUGUGGACGAACACGACAGCCUUCUUUUAGAAGCAAUUGGAGAUGAGAAGAUAGCCAAAGGAUCGAAGAUACACAGCUAUGGAAGGAGCUUUAAUGGGUUUGUGGCAAAGCUAUUGCCACAUGAAGCAACUAGAUUAGCUGAAAAAGAGAAUGUUGUAUCAGUGUUUCCAAACACUGUGCGGGAAUUGCACACCACAAGAUCAUGGGAUUUUUUAGGAAUGCAUGAGAAAGUGAGAAGGAAUGAUAAAGUUGAGAGCAAUCUUAUAAUUGGUAUCUUAGAUACAGCUCAAACCCCAAGUGGGAUUCAGUCCCAUCUCCAGACUGAUCUCGUCACAUACCCCAAACACAGCUCCACCCAAGCCCUUCCCUAUGGUUGGCGCCCAGCGAUCGGCAGGCAAUUUCGAUGUGGAAUUUGGAUAAAGUCACCCAGUUUUAGUGAUGUGGGCUACGGACCUCCUCCAUCCAAAUGGAAGGGCAAAUGUACAAAUGGAACUAACUUCAUUGGAUGCAACAAUAAGGUCAUCGGAGCAACAUACUACAACCUGGACAGCGGCCCGGUAGAUGAUCUGAGUCCAGUAGACAACGACGGCCAUGGCACACACACUUCUUCCACUGCUGCCGGCAUACCUGUCAAGGGUGCAAGCUUGUAUGGCAUAGCAGAAGGGACUGCACGUGGAGGAGUCCCUUCUGCUCGUAUUGCAAUGUACAAAGUAUGUUGGGGUGUUGGUUGCACCGACAUGGAUCUCUUAGCUGGCUUCGAUGCUGCUAUUGCCGAUGGAGUCGAUAUUAUAUCGAUCUCUAUAGGUGGAACACCUAGACAAUUCUUUGAAGAUCCUAUCGCCAUUGGAAGCUUCCAUGCCAUGAAGAAUGGAAUCCUCACUUCUUGCUCGGCAGGGAAUUCAGGGCCUGACUUUGCAUCCAUCCAAAAUGUCGCGCCAUGGAUCAUGACAGUGGCUGCAAGUAGCAUCAAUCGACAGUUCAAGACCACUGUUAAAUUGGGUAAUGGACAGAAUGUGUCUGGAAUUUCCAUCAACACAUUCUCACCCAAAAGACAAAUGUAUUCUCUAACCAAUGGAGCCCAUGCAGCAAAUUACAGUGACGGAAUAUAUGGAAAUGUCAGUGCAUGUGAUUGGGGAACUCUGAGCAAGAGUAUGGUAAAGGGGAGGAUCAUCUACUGUCUUGGAACUAGUGGCCAGGAUUCCACCAUCAGAGAUUUGGGUGGGGAAGGAAUCAUCAUGGCAGAUGACAACUCAGACUUAGCCUUCCCCUUUCUUAUUCCAGCAACUAUAAUGACUGUUACUGAAGGAACCAGGAUCGACCAAUAUAUUAACACCACUAAAACAGCCAGAGCUGUCAUAUACAAGUCAACAACUGUUAACAUGACUGCCCCUUUUGUGGCUUCUUUCUCUUCCAGAGGACCCCAGUUAAUCACUCCCAACAUCCUCAAGCCUGAUAUAACUGCACCAGGGCUGAGCAUAUUAGCUGCAUAUUCAGAGUUGGCAUCUAUAACAGGAAACCAGGAUGACAAUCGGUUUGUGAAAUUCAACAUAAUAUCUGGAACAUCAAUGGCUUGCCCUCAUGCCGCAGGCGCUGCUGCCUAUGUCAAGUCCUUCCAUCCAGACUGGUCGCCUGCUGCAAUCAAGUCUUCUCUUAUGACCACUGCAAAAAGAAUGAAGAUCAAGCAGCGGGGUGGUGCACUAGGCUCCGGCUCAGGCCAAAUAAAUCCAACAAGAGCAAUAGAUCCAGGCCUCGUGUAUGACAUUCAGAUGAGUUCCUACCUUAGUUUCCUCUGCAGGGAAGGUUACAACAGCAGCACCAUCCGCCUCCUCACUGGCGGCAAGAAGCUAUACAACUGCUCCAGCUUCAAGCCUGCCCAAGGAACUGAUGGCCUCAACUAUCCCUCCAUGCAUACCCAAGUUGCAAGCGGUAAUUCCAGCAUUUCAGCAGUAUUUUAUCGGACAGUGACUAAUGUAGGAUAUGGCAAUUCAGUCUACGUAGCGAGAGUGAAGUUGCCUAAAGGUCUUGAUGUUACAGUUGUCCCCAAAACUUUGUCAUUUAAGCGGCGGCAUCAGAAGAAAUCGUUCAAGGUUGUGUUGAGAGGAAAAUUUAUGAAUGAUAGGGCUUGGAUCUUGUCAGCAUUGUUAGAGUGGAGUGACUCUAAGCACACGGUUAGGAGUCCUAUCCUUGUGUGUCGGUCAACAACAUUUUAGCAUAGUUUAGGUUUAGGGCCAUGCUUGCUAGAUACACACAUUGCCCAAACAUGGCCUUGUGUUUGUUUUCACUUAUUUCCUAUUCUUUGUUUCUUGUAAUUAUAGGAUUAAUAAUAGUUGAGAAAUUUGGAUUCUUUUCAGACUA